Molecule: messenger RNA, 2813 nt
Organism: Archocentrus centrarchus (flier cichlid)
Lineage: Eukaryota; Metazoa; Chordata; Actinopteri; Cichliformes; Cichlidae
Product: beta-glucuronidase-like
Exons: 13
Coding region: 90-2033 (647 amino acids)
Biological process (GO): carbohydrate metabolic process
Molecular function (GO): beta-glucuronidase activity; carbohydrate binding
Source: RefSeq, a predicted model, not a curated record
AAAGUCUGUUACCACGUGACCUCCGAAGCGGAACAACAAUAAAAAGCCCGGGGUCUGUCUCCGAGAGGACAGCUGGAGAGGGCUUCAGGAUGUACGUACCUGGAAGCUUCGCGGUGCUCCGUGUUUUGUGGCUGCUCGCCGUGUUUGACACGGUGUUCCCGCUGGACGGCGGCAUGCUCUUUCCCCGGGAGUCCUCCUCCAGGGAGGUGAAGGAACUGAACGGGCUGUGGGAUUUCAGGGCUGACAGGUCCCCGAAGAGGAACGAGGGCUUCGAGAGGGCUUGGUACAAACGGCCCCUGGCAGAGACUGGCCCGGUGAUUGAAAUGCCAGUUCCUGCCAGCUACAACGACAUCACGCAGGACCCCACACUGAGAGAUUUCAUUGGCUGGGUGUGGUACGAGAGAGAUGUGGUCGUGCCUGCCCGCUGGAUCGCCGAUGAGGGAACACGAGUGGUUCUUAGAGUGGGAAGUGCUCACUAUUAUUCAGUAGUGUGGGUGAAUGGUGUGAAAGUGACAGAGCAUGAAGGUGGCCAUCUUCCUUUUGAAGCAGAGAUUGGCAGUUUAAUCCGCAGAGACCCAACCGGGCCGUGCAGAAUCACCAUUGCUGUCAACAACACUCUGAAUCUGGAGACCCUUCCUCCAGGCACCAUCCAGUACAUGAAUGACCGCACCAGGUAUCCUGAUGGGUAUUUUGUGCAGAACAUCAACUUUGAUUUCUUCAACUAUGCUGGGAUACAUCGUCCCGUACUGUUGUACACUACUCCUAAGGUGUACGUGGAUGACAUCACAGUGGAGACUAACUUCAUGGAUAACACUGGUCUUGUCAGAUACAAAGUAUCUGUUCAAGGUGCUACCACAGCCACCCUGAAGGUUACUCUGAUGGACAAAGAUGGCCACUGUGUGGCCUCCUCCAGCGAGCCAUCUGGAGUGCUCAAAGUGGUAGAUGUGAAGCUGUGGUGGCCAUACUUGAUGCACGAGAAUCCAGGCUACCUUUACUCUAUGGAGGUCUACCUAAUUGCAGUCAGUGAGUCAUCAGCAUCUGAGGAUGUGUACACUCUGCCAGUCGGCAUCCGCACAGUCAACGUUACCAGCACCCAGUUCCUCAUCAACAACAAGCCGUUUUAUUUCCAUGGGGUCAAUAAGCAUGAGGACUCUGAUAUUCGAGGUAAAGGCUUGGACUGGCCCCUAAUGGUCAAGGACUUUAACUUAAUGAAGUGGUUGGGGGCCAACUCGUUCCGUACCAGCCACUACCCCUAUGCUGAGGAGAUCCUGCAGAUGUGUGAUCGCCAUGGCAUUGUGGUGAUAGAUGAGUGCCCAGGGGUGGGCAUCAAAGACAUUCGCAGUUUUGGAAACGCCUCUCUCUCCCAUCACCUGGUUGUCAUGGAUGAGCUUGUGCGCCGGGACAAGAACCAUCCCUCUGUGGUCAUGUGGUCAGUAGCCAAUGAGCCUGCUGCAGAGAUGCCACCUGCUGAAUUUUAUUUCAAGACUUUGAUAAAGCACACCAAAGCUCUGGACCAUACCCGACCCGUCACCUAUAUAACAGACAGUAACUAUGCCAGGGACAAAGGGGCUCCCUAUGUAGAUGUAGUGUGUGUAAACAGUUACUUCUCCUGGUACCAUGAUCCAGGCCAGCUGGAGGUCAUUCCCAUCCAACUCAACACUCAGUUUGAGAACUGGUACAGAAAGUACCAGAAACCCAUCAUCCAGAGUGAAUAUGGAGCAGAUGCAGUGGCAGGGCUUCACACAGAUCCACCUGUGAUGUUCUCUGAGGAGUACCAAGGUGCUCUCCUGCAGAACUAUCACGAUGUGUUAGACCAGAAGAGGAAGCAGUACGUUGUUGGUGAACUGAUCUGGAACUUUGCUGACUUCAUGACUGCACAAGCAAUCCAUCGUGUCAUUGGGAACAAAAAGGGUAUUUUCACCAGGCAAAGGCAGCCCAAAGCAGCAGCCUUCAUCUUGAGGAAGAGGUACUGGAGACUGGCUAAUGAGACGGGCAGACUGCCUCCUUGGACUAAAUACCCCUGUUCACUCUGAAACAGCUGAAACCGUGUUGAAGAUCCAGGCAGAAGUUUUCAGUCUCAUCGAGUCCAACCCCGGUGAGGUUCACCAGCAGUUUCUGCUUGAUAUUUGAUCAACACUCUGACUGUGAGAAUGGUGCAAAUCAGACUUUCUGCCUGAGGAUCCUCUGAGGAUGCAGUAUGAUCAAAAGGCUCCAGCGCUGAUUGUUGUUCAUCUCAAGUGACCUCUGAGUCAUUUUCCAUCAGUUGAAUGUUUCCCUGUGCUGCUUGUUCAAAUUCAGAACCUGCUGCUUGUCAUGUUGAUUAUGGAUUGUUUUUCUUUAAAAAGAAAGACGAUCUCUAAUUUCGGAGUUCAAAAAAGUUGUGUCCUGUUAAAUUUUGAACUCUUUAAAGUCGCGCACACACUGGAAGCGAUUCGCUUGUUGCACAUCGCUUUGCAGCUGAAUGAUAGCUGCUUGCAGACAUUCCAGCCUCCGGUUGCCUAGGUGACUCUCUAACGUGUUUACUACCAGGUCAUUUUGUCAAUCAGUGGUAUUCUUCACUCUCAUUGGUAGUUGCUUCAGUCGCUCGCCUUAAAGUUCAGAAGAGUUCCUCGUGCCCGCUGUGCUGCCAGCACUUUUUUUUUUUUUUUUUUUUUGCUUAAAGUUGCCAAAUAUUGUUCACUUUCUACGGUCUUUCGCCACAACGCUGUGAAUCACUUCCAGGGUGUACACGGCCUUUAAAGGAAUUCCAGUCACCAUGAAAUGACACACAUUGAAUACAAAAUAAAAUAAAGUUACAACUGUUUUAAAAUCUA